AUGGCAAGAAAAGCGGACUCAGUAGUACCAGAGAUAGAAGUGGGAAGGCGGGCUACUAUACAUCAACAAAAUACAUCAAGAUUAUCAUCACCUAUAUUAUCAUCAGAACCAAAAACCCAAAAUAAAGAUCAAAAUCUACAACAAAAAUAUUCAGAAUGUAUAGAACAAAAUGAAAUUUUAACAAAAAGAAAUAGAAUAUUUUCAUUGAGGAUUACAGAAUUGGAAAACAAGAUUAAGUCGUUGAACAAAGAAAUCUCAAAAUUAAAAGAAAAUGAAAUAUUGGGGCAGUCUUUAAUUGAAAUAGAAUCAAAUUUUCAAGAUAAUUACAACAGCUUUCUCAGUGGUAUACAACAAAUACGACAAAAACAUGGAUUAAAACUACCGGUAAAUAAAUUCUCAACUAGUCAUAAACCAGUUAAGAUUGAGCCUAAAACAAAAAUUGAUGAAGCUAUACCGCAAUAUUUCAAGAAGGAUAAUAUAAAUUCAGAAUCUUCAAAAAUCUCAAGCGAUAAAUUUAUUAAUAUUAGUGACGAACUGGAUUAUGAAGAUGAAACGUCCGGCGUAAGAAUAGGAGUAUUUGCAAAACAAAGAUCAUCGGAGUUACAUCGUAACGACAAAAAUUCGAGUUUAUUUGUACAAAGUGAUUAUGAUGACGAUAAAGUAGACAAAGAAGCUACAAUUACAAAAGAUGAUGAACCACCAGUUAAAGAUAAGACUUUUGAUAAAAGUGUAGAUCAGGAAAUCAGUUUUAUGGAUAAAAUUAAAGAAAGGGAAAUUGAAGAAGAUCUGGAAGAUGAUCUUAUGACUGUCAAAUCUAAGAAAGUGCAACACAAAAAUGAUAUCAUAGAUUCUGAUUUGGAAAUGUCAGGUUUUCUUGAUGUACAACCAAAAAACGAAGAACCUAAAGCUGAUGAUAGGUCUGAAAGACGAAAAACAAGAUUGCAAAAAAAGAAAACUAUCGUUACCAAAGUUACAGAUGAAGAACCCGAAUCAACAACUGUCAAAAGAAAAGCUAGACCAACUGAGGCACCCGAGAAGAGAAGAAAGCCACUUGCAAAUAAAACCAAUACAACUACAGACGAUAAUGGUAAGAAAAAAAGAGAAAAUAGAUUUAAAAAUUGCGACUUGUCUAUUUUUGAUUUUGAAUAA
Lodderomyces jiufengensis is the source of this 1149-nucleotide messenger RNA. RefSeq names its product Sgo1p (gene SGO1). Bases 1 to 1149 code for a protein of 382 amino acids. The record is from RefSeq and is a predicted model, not a curated record. Lineage: Eukaryota; Fungi; Ascomycota; Pichiomycetes; Serinales; Debaryomycetaceae. The transcript has a single exon.